Molecule: messenger RNA, 1667 nt
Organism: Candidula unifasciata
Lineage: Eukaryota; Metazoa; Mollusca; Gastropoda; Stylommatophora; Geomitridae
Source: the annotation of a GenBank genome assembly
AUUGUGAAUACAGUUCCAGUAGAUGUUCUGUUAGCUGAAGCCCAUCUGUUGAUGCUGUCCAAGGAACAGAGUGUUCCGCUGCUGAAGAAUGUCAUCAGAUCCUGCUUGAGCAACUACCCAAAGCUUAAGAGAGUGAAUGCAGUGGCCAGUGCUACAGCAGAAAUCUUGAGAGACCAGAAAUUGAUAGAAAGUUGCCAGCGAACCCAAGUUAUUGCCAAGUGGGGCAACAGAUUGUCCAAGAUUGGCGUAAUCUUCAACAUCAGUGAAGCUAUGGAAGCUGUGCACAAGCUGACACAGAGCCCACAGUGUGAAGUGGACAUUAUUCUUGAGUUUGUCAGCGAUUUCAACCUGGAGGCCACCCAUUUAAACACUGUCCUUACGCAGUUCUUCGAGGUCUGUCUGACCGUCCACACGGAGGACAAGUUAAACCCUGCUGUGCUGAGGAAAGCUGAAAAUGCCCUUGCGUUUUUUAAAGAGGACUCAUUGAAGAUACUUAAAAAAGUUCUCCAUGAGGUCCAUCCUUACAACUAUGAAGUGCUGCAGUUUCUGUUGGAGAAGAUACAAGAACGAGAAGAAAGCAGAGAAACUCUAAAGGGCUUAGAAUUACUGAGAUACUUGCACCAUUAUAAGAGGUGCAGUACUCCAUCUGGGAUAGAGAGAAAGAAGUUCAGAUGCGUCCCUGAUGAGAGUGGAGAGCUUGGACAUAGUUCCCUACCAGAUUCUGCAUCAACCCGCCUGCCCUUUCACCUCCUACAGUGCAAAGACAGCAUUUGGGAUGUGAUCUCUGCUGAAAUUGGCCCCCACAAUCUCGGCCUGUGGUUGGAGAUGUCCCCAGUUUUAACUAUUUCCAAGGCCAGUAUCCUCUUGAAAGCAUCGACCAACAUGAUAGAAAACUACAUCAAAGCCUCAUCGUCAUCUUCCAGCAGUGAGGCAGUCAGCCAUGAAUUCUUCCAAGUUCUGGCCAAGGUGGAUUCAAUCCUAACUCAGUUGGAAGACAAGGAGAAAGCCGUGUGGUGGUGUCACUCGACAUUCAGCAAGCUCACACAUGUUGGCGAGAAGACGCUAGCACUCCAAGGCUGUGUGAAACAUGCCAAACUGUGGAUGAAGUCUGCCAGUGAGCCACAGCAGAUGGAGGCGGCCAGGAAAUCUGUGGAGAUGUUUUCUAAGAAGCUGCAGCUGUACUCCACAUUAUGGGCAUUGUGUCGAGCCGGCCUGGACAAGGAGAACGAUCUGACAAAGUUGCUCAAGGAACCACAAGAGUUAAUACAGCGGCUCUACUUGAUGCCGCCUGUGGUUGACGAGGACCAGGAGCAGAUGACUGACAUCAAUGCUGUGUGUGAUGAGAUUGCUGACUUGAAUGGGACAAACCUGCUGGAAGUUAGGAAGCUGUUACUGGACAAGUGGCUGCUGGGAACCUCUCUAGUUGAUCAGGACCAGACUUUGACAUUUGAUGUUUUUCCUGCGGAUAAUCAAGUCAGUGAAAAGGAUAACGUGAAGAGGGCCCUGUAUGUGCUGGUGUCCAGAGACAGGUGUGAACUUCUGCAGCAUGUAGCUGCAAUCGCUGAUGCAACAGUCAACUCCACAGCACACAAGAGGGCGCUGUACUGCUUGCUCAAUAUUGCGACGGAGGAGGAAAUUGCUGGACUGCUUGACAGAAGCAGCGGAAA